Rotaria sordida is the source of this 792-nucleotide messenger RNA. Lineage: Eukaryota; Metazoa; Rotifera; Eurotatoria; Philodinida; Philodinidae. The record is from the annotation of a GenBank genome assembly.
AUGGGCCUUUCAGCUGUUCAACUGCGUGUAUGUCUUCAGUCUUAUUGGUAUAUGUGGGUGACAAAUUCUAUUACGGGAUUAUUGUUCACUGGUAUUGGUAUUGGUAUUGCUGCAUUCUUUAUGAAAAAAUUUAGAAAGACUAAAGCAAAACCACAUGCACGGGCGCCCAACACUACAAAACGUUCAGAACGACCUUUCAGUCCUACUGAUAUAAAUACACUUGAUAAUUCAUUUGGCACUGGUACAACUGGAACAGGCGUUAUUGGAACAUAUGCACCACGUAUUACUUCAGCUGACUCAACAAAUGAAAUUGGUUUACUAGAUAGUAGUGAAGCAUUUGCACAAGCAACAUUUCAAGCAAUAAAUGGUUUUCGUCGUCGAUAUGAAGCUCAACCAUUAGAACUUAAUGAUCAAUUAUCUGAAAUUGCUCAACGUUGGGCAGAACAUAUGGCUAGUAGUGGUAAAUUAGAACAUAGUCCACCUGAAUGGCGUAAUUUAGGACGACAAACACUUGGAGAAAAUUAUGCAGCAUCAUUUCAAGUUGAAUUAACAGGAGAGAAAAUGGUUAGAAAAUGGAUGAAAGAAGGAAAACGAUAUAUGUUUGGUCAUGAUGGACGUAAAGAUACAGAAAAUUUUACACAAUUAGUUUGGCGAGCAUCACAAGAAAUUGGUGUUGGACGAGCUCGAUCUGAUGAUGGAAAUUGGUGGUAUGGUGUUGUUAUAUUUGAUCCUCCCGGUAACAUUCCAAAUCAAUAUGCAGAAAAUGUUCAUUUACCAGCUGAAAUAAAAUAA